AUGACACACACUGGCCGAGCCACUGCCACCGUCAACGGUGUCACCGUUGCCGAGACUACCGAGUGGGAGGAGGUAGAGGGCAACGUGUACUUCCCGCCCGGAUCGCUAACGCGCGAGCUCCUUGAGGGUCCGACGGGACAUUCCACGCACUGCCCGUGGAAGGGCGAUGCACAAUAUUACAAUGUCAAAACUGGGGACACAAAGCUGGAGAACGCGGCUUGGUAUUAUCCUGAUACGAAGGACAAGGCGAAGCAUUUUGAAGGCUAUGUUGCUUUUUACAAGAGCAAAGUUGACAUCAAGACGGAAUAA
Verticillium nonalfalfae is the source of this 309-nucleotide messenger RNA. RefSeq lists its product as uncharacterized. The record is from RefSeq and is a predicted model, not a curated record. Lineage: Eukaryota; Fungi; Ascomycota; Sordariomycetes; Glomerellales; Plectosphaerellaceae. Bases 1 to 309 code for a protein of 102 amino acids. The transcript has 3 exons.